AUGUCUACUCACUUGAGCAAUAUUAAGUCUCCAGUCCCUGCUAUUACCACUCAAUUGGCAAAACAGUGGCCUGAUGAUGUUCUUCCCCCAGAGGCAACAUAUCCAUCACGAGAAGCCCUCCUUGCAGAUAUCGACAAGUGGGCAAAGGCUCGAGGAUAUGCCUUCGUAACGAGGCGUACGAAUCGUACGGCAAAUGGAAGACUGCUCAUACACUUCAGCUGUGACCGCGGCGGAGGGAUAUAUGUACCAAUUCCUGAUUCUAAGAGGAAGAGGAAGCGUACUACUCAACGCACAAUGUGCGAGCUCUCUGUAAUAGGAAAAGAGAGCCUYUGUGGGAGUAAAUGGAGUCUUCGACAUCGCCCUGAUCCUCGCCAUCAUGAGCACAAUCAUGAGCCUACUGUUGGAGAUGGCAUUGCACAUACAACUCACCGAAAGCUUGCUGAUGAAGAUGUCCUCAUGGUCAAGAAGCUCACCCUUGCUGGCGUUGAGCAACGCCAAACUAAGACCUACCUACUGCAGAAUACAGAUGCAAUGUUCAUUGACUCGGAUCUCGCGAACUGUAUCACUCGAGCAAAGCAAGACSUUGCCAAUGGACAGAGCCACAUGGUUGCCCUGCUUCAACAUCUCRAAUCACAGGGCUUCUGGAGUCGUUACCUUAUUGGAGAAGACUCUCGACUGCAGUCAGUUAUGUUUGCUCAUSCAGGGUCAGUCGAAUUCGCUAGAUCAUACCCUGAAGUACUCAUAGUUGACUGUACCUACAAGACCAACAAGUACAGGAUGCCUCUCUUCGAUAUGGUUGGUGUUGAUGCCACAGGAAGCACCUUCUGUAUUGCAUUUGCAUAUCUCAGWGGCGAGGAAGAGGAGGACUUCGCCUGGGCUCUUGGGGCGUUGCGAUAUUUGUAUGAUGCCAACGAUAUUCCUCAUCCUUCAGUUGUACUGACUGAUAGAUGUCUUGCUUGUAUGAAUGCCAUUGUAUCCCUUCUCUGCUUUCCGGCAGCAAAGGUUAUACUCUGCCUUUGGCAUWUCAACAGAGCAGUCCUUGCCUUCUGUAUGAGUGGCUUCAUGAAGGAUAAGAACGAUGAAAAGGGACAAGAGGCGUGGAACGAGUUCAACGACAGUUGGCAGAAGCUUAUAGCCUCAAAGUCUCCGGCCAUCUAUGAUGAGAGACUAAAGGCUUUCCUGCUUCAGUACACUCGUUCACAGCCGAGGGAGGUAGACUACCUUCUCACAACCUGGCUGAACCCCCAUAAAGGGAAGUUUGUUAAGGCGUUUGUAAAUGAGUAUCUACAUCUGAACCAAUUCGUUACGUCCCGAGUAGAAGGCUUUCCAAAUCAUCAAGCUGGUGAUCGUAAACCAGCUAGCUUCCCUGAAAUCUGCACAGGCUCAUGA
This is a messenger RNA of Fusarium mangiferae, 1389 nucleotides long. RefSeq lists its product as uncharacterized. The transcript has 2 exons. The record is from RefSeq and is a predicted model, not a curated record. Gene Ontology annotation, biological process: regulation of DNA-templated transcription. The coding region runs from base 1 to 1389 and encodes 462 amino acids. NCBI's taxonomy places the organism in Eukaryota, Fungi, Ascomycota, Sordariomycetes, Hypocreales, Nectriaceae.